Molecule: messenger RNA, 5410 nt
Organism: Grammomys surdaster
Lineage: Eukaryota; Metazoa; Chordata; Mammalia; Rodentia; Muridae
Gene: Exoc6b
Product: exocyst complex component 6B
Exons: 22
Coding region: 98-2530 (810 amino acids)
Biological process (GO): intracellular protein transport; Golgi to plasma membrane transport; exocytosis
Cellular component (GO): membrane; exocyst
Source: RefSeq, a predicted model, not a curated record
GGGUCGCGCUGCGGGGUGCUGGCCCAGCGGCCACAGAGUCUGGACUGAGGGAUCGUGGGGUACUCGCUGAGAGAGGGCCGCGCGACAGCGCCCUGCGAUGGAGCGGGCGAAGAUGGCGGAGGAGAGCCUGGAGACUGCGGCGGAGCACGAGCGGAUCCUGAGGGAGAUCGAGAGCACAGACACGGCCUGCAUCGGGCCCACGCUCAGGUCUGUCUAUGAUGGUGAGGAACAUGGACGAUUCAUGGAGAAGCUAGAAACUCGUAUCCGCAACCAUGACAGAGAAAUUGAGAAAAUGUGCAACUUUCACUACCAGGGCUUUGUGGACUCUAUUACUGAGCUGCUGAAAGUACGAGGAGAAGCCCAGAAACUCAAAAACCAGGUGACGGACACUAAUAGGAGACUGCAACACGAGGGCAAGGAACUGGUGAUAGCAAUGGAAGAGCUGAAGCAGUGCCGGCUGCAACAGAGGAACAUUUCUGCCACUGUCGAUAAGCUGAUGCUGUGUUUGCCAGUCCUAGAGAUGUACAGCAAACUGAGGGACCAGAUGAAAACCAAAAGGCAUUAUCCUGCACUGAAGACACUGGAACAUCUGGAACACACCUAUCUGCCUCAAGUGAGCCACUAUAGAUUCUGUAAGGUGAUGGUGGACAACAUCCCCAAGCUUCGUGAAGAAAUAAAGGAUGUUUCUAUGUCUGACCUCAAAGACUUUCUGGAGAGCAUCCGCAAGCAUUCAGACAAAAUUGGAGAGACUGCCAUGAAGCAAGCCCAGCAGCAAAGAAACCUGGAUAACAUUGUCUUGCAACAGCCUAGAAUAGGUAGCAAGAGAAAAUCUAAAAAAGAUGUAUAUACAAUCUUUGAUGCAGAGGUGGAGAGCACAAGCCCAAAGUCUGAACAGGAUUCAGGAAUUCUGGAUGUGGAAGACGAGGAAGACGAUGAAGAGGUACCUGGGGCUCAAGACUUGGUGGAUUUCUCUCCUGUGUAUCGGUGUCUACACAUAUAUUCUGUCCUGGGUGCCCGUGAAACAUUUGAGAAUUACUACCGAAAACAGAGGCGAAAACAGGCUCGUUUGGUACUUCAGCCUCCAUCUAAUAUGCAUGAAACUUUAGAUGGCUACAGGAAGUAUUUCAAUCAAAUUGUAGGCUUUUUUGUGGUUGAAGAUCACAUCUUGCAUACAACCCAGGGCUUAGUGAAUAGAGCCUACAUUGAUGAACUGUGGGAAAUGGCACUUUCAAAGACCAUCGCAGCACUGCGCACACACUCGUCGUACUGUUCUGAUCCAAACCUCGUGUUAGAUUUGAAGAACCUCAUUGUACUCUUUGCUGACACACUUCAGGUGUAUGGUUUUCCUGUGAAUCAGCUUUUUGAUAUGUUGUUAGAGAUCAGAGACCAGUAUAGCGAGACUCUAUUGAAGAAGUGGGCUGGGGUGUUCAGAAACAUACUUGAUUCUGACAACUACAGUCCCAUACCAGUAACAAGUGAAGAGACAUAUAAAAAAGUCGUAGGACAAUUCCCAUUUCAAGAUAUAGAACUGGAAAAGCAGCCAUUUCCUAAAAAGUUUCCUUUCUCUGAAUUUGUGCCAAAAGUUUACAACCAGAUUAAAGAAUUUAUCUACGCCUGCCUGAAGUUUUCAGAAGAUCUUCAUCUAAGCUCCACUGAAGUUGAUGACAUGAUCCGUAAGUCUACAAACCUGUUGCUGACGAGGACUCUGAGCAACUCUCUGCAGAACGUCAUUAAGAGGAAGAACAUUGGCCUUACUGAGCUUGUCCAGAUUAUCAUCAAUACAACACACUUGGAGAAGUCCUGUAAAUAUCUGGAGGAGUUCAUCACCAAUAUCACUAAUGUGCUUCCAGAGACGGUCCAUACCACCAAGCUUUAUGGUACCACAACUUUCAAGGAUGCUAGACAUGCAGCUGAAGAAGAGAUAUAUACAAACUUAAAUCAGAAGAUUGACCAGUUUCUGCAGCUGGCUGACUACGACUGGAUGACAGGAGACCUAGACAACAAAGCUAGUGAUUACUUAGUAGACCUCAUUGCCUUCCUUCGGAGCACCUUUGCUGUGUUCACACAUCUUCCUGGAAAGGUGGCCCAGACAGCCUGUAUGUCAGCAUGCAAGCAUUUAGCCACAUCCUUGAUGCAGCUUUUGCUAGAAGCAGAAGUACGACAGCUCACUUUGGGAGCAUUACAACAGUUCAACCUGGAUGUCAGAGAAUGCGAACAGUUUGCCAGAUCCGGCCCGGUGCCUGGGUUCCAGGAGGACACGCUGCAGUUGGCCUUCAUCGACUUGAGACAACUAUUGGACCUCUUUAUUCAGUGGGAUUGGUCCACAUACCUUGCCGACUAUGGACAGCCUAACUGCAAGUACCUCCGGGUGAACCCUGUGACAGCUCUGACCCUUCUUGAGAAGAUGAAAGAUACUAGCCGCAAGAAUAACAUGUUUGCACAGUUCCGGAAAAAUGAGCGAGAUAAGCAGAAAUUGAUCGACACUGUGGCCAAGCAGCUCCGAGGACUCAUCAGCAGCCACCACUCCUGAAUGUUGGCCUUGGGCCCACAGAGGCCACUUGCCGUAGCCAAUGGUCCAGGAUCUCCCCUGGGCUGGCCCUGCAUUUGUGCAUUCUUCCUCAAAGAGAGCAUAUGUAUUUUUUUAUUAACCCCUGUACAGUAUUCGCAUAACCUUUCCCUAUAGUAAGAGAGGCACAAGAAUAGCAAGAAGAAGGGCUUAGGGGAAGUUACUGCCACACUUUCCUGGGAAAGCUGCACUGUCAGUGCUGACAUGGUGAGCCACCUCUUAUCCAGUGCUCCACAAGUUUAGUGGGUGACUAGUACUGGGAGUUGAGAUGAGAAAGUAAAAGGAUAAUAUGUAUCCUGUUUGCUCUCAAGUGUUCACUUAAAUACAUAGUAGAGCCUGGCAGACAUGCCUGUGUAGUAUACCAAAGCCAGCCUCAGUUUAGGAUGUCUGCAUUGUUGGUUGAAUUAUUGGCUCCUGAGAGUGUACAUGUGGCAAGACAACAAUUUCACUCUGGUCCCAUAGGUGGCAGUUUCAUUAGUGCAGGUCUAACCUAGCCUUGUGGUGGGAGAAGGAUAGUUAACUGAAAAGGAAGUUGCCCCACUAGGUGAGUUGUUUUUCUGAACCUUAAAAGCCAAGUUGAGUGAGAACUCCAGUCCCCAUGCCAUUCAUCUGUCCCUUCUUUUAUGACCAUAACACUUGGUUCAGAACAUAAAUCAGCAAUGGCUUCUGAAGGUCCCUGAGUGAGUCUCACACUCACCUCCAGCAGCAGCAUCUCUAAAUGCCCAGAUUCCCUGAAGUCUGAAAAGUAGCCGGGGUGCCUUCACCAUGGGUAGAGCUUCAUGAUGUUUGAGAUUGCAUACUCAUGUUUUAACAACAGUCUUACAGCUACCAUCUUUAAAGAAAAUGUCCUAAGCUCUACACCCUGGGCACAGCCACCAUAGAACUGAAUGUUUCUGAGAAUGAAUCUGUCACCAUGAGGUAGACAGGAUCAGCUGCAGCUAAUGGCUUGUUGCCUCUGGCCCAGAUGUCAUCAACUAAAUCAUAUCACAGAGACAAGGCUUGUCUUGUCCAAGCCCAAGGCUCCCAUCUUCUGAGCUGUCCCUUAGCCUCAACUAAGAGUGCUUUCCUGGAGUCACAUCUCCGAUCUCUGGAGUCUGGGCUAGCCAAAUAGACUCCUCAGAUCCUGUGAAGUUGGCCAGAGGGAUCUUUGCUCUCAGACACUUCUGGAAGCUGUUAGCCUGACUGCUGGUGAGAGUAUAAUUGUAUCGUGGAACACUUGACCAAGAGGCCACAAAAGUGUUUCCAGCUCCAGUGAGAAACAGAGAGAGUGCUCAAACAAUCUCUUAUUACCUUUGUCAGCUAAUGUGUGUAAUUCUGGGACAGCCGUACUUCCAUAUCUCUUAGCCCACCACAGCCUACCCCAUCUUGAACACGCCUCACCCUUGCCGUAGCAAUCUUAAACACAACAAGAAGAGAACACCACACAGAGGUACAGCUUUCUAGAACUGGAGAGAACAAGCCACCCAGGUCUCAAUCAUCAGGCUACACAAUGGCCAAAAGGUUCAGGAGGAGAAUCACAGAAGAAUAUGCAAAACUUACUUGCCAACUUAGGGCACAGGCCUGUGGGAAAGAAGACAAGGUGAUCUCUCGAAGCCCUCUAUUUAUUGAAAAGGGUGAGAAGUGAUUCCACAAACUUGAAGUCCUGCUGACUGAGAAGGAAGGAAAGGCCCUUCACCAGGGCUAGUCAGCCUUCAGUGUAGAGAUCUACAGUGGGCUGUACAGAAUUUAUCUUUUGGGGACACUUUUAAUCACUCUAUCUUGCAGCUUGUCUAGUCGCCACCUCUGUCCCAAAGGAACUGUCAUAGACGAAAAACAUGUGGAGGAAUAGGGACUCUCUACCUUCCUCACCAGAGUCCUGCUGAAGGGGAGUCUCAUCCAAUCUCAGAGUGUGUGAGGAUGGCCACUGCCUUUUCCUGCCUCUGCAUCUGCCUGUGCUGUUUAGCCAGGGACCCACAAUGUCAAAGGGAUUAUGAAUUGAUGAGGUGGAACUUUUUUCUUUUCUUCUUUUUUUUUUUUUUUCAUUUUAUCCAUAGGCCUAAAGCUGAGCUGGCCUUGAAAACUUGAGCACGUUGUGUGUGCUAGUAGGCCUCAGACUGUGUGACCUUACCUCAGAUGCCUGCAGACCACAUGUCCUGAAGAGUUUCAGUUGGGGUGAGACACUGCUGCCUGAAGUCUGCUGCCUUCCAACCAGAUCCAUAUUCCUGUAGACGGUCUGAUUUUUGAGCCUUGGUUAGGCAGUGGCUCACUUAUUUUUUGUCAUUCAUAAUGGAAAAAGAAAACAAUAAAACGCUCAGUACCGGGUAACACUGGUGUGGGUGGAGACCAGGACCUGCAUACUGGAACCCAGAGUCCUGAUUAGCAAAUGCUGUAUCUCUCAGUGACUCUAUCCUGCAUCAGGCCUGAUAGUCCAUCUAGCUCCAUAGCACCUAGCUCAGCAGAUCCUAAGCCCAAGGGUGGCAGUGGCCAGUUUUCUCCUUAGACCUUUGAGUGCAGGCUUGGGGAGGCUUCACCAAGUCUCCUUCAGACUGCUUUUGCUGUGCCCCUCCCUCCGCCCCUCUGUUCCCUGUCUUUUAUUCAUCUGCAUUUGAGUCACUCCUCCCUGAUAAGUUGGAAAUAGCCUUUUCAUUUUGCACAGUUCCACAUUUGUGGAAAUGCAGUGAGAUCCAUCUGUACCUCCAAAAGGAACCUUUUCCUCUCAUGCUCACUAGGAAAGCAGCUCUGCUGCAGGCUGCUGCAUAAGGGGGGGGCUCCUCUGUGGAAAGAGCAUGAGUACCCCAUUCCUCUGUACACCUUCCUCUUUUAACUGCUAUUAAAUGAGAGCCUACAUACCUGUUCCAAAAGCCA